Molecule: messenger RNA, 1705 nt
Organism: Botrytis cinerea B05.10
Lineage: Eukaryota; Fungi; Ascomycota; Leotiomycetes; Helotiales; Sclerotiniaceae
Gene: Bcthi4
Product: Bcthi4
Exons: 6
Coding region: 211-1197 (328 amino acids)
Biological process (GO): thiamine biosynthetic process
Source: RefSeq, a predicted model, not a curated record
GAUUCCCAACACAAUCUGUUCUUUUCCCUCCAUCUUCCAGAAAGCUCGUCACUUACGUAUCAAAACUAAACAAACGUUCAUCAAACGACUACUCGUACCAAGUACAACUCACUUCCAACAAUUGGAAGUCAUGUAAUCCUCAGCAUGGACAUUAUCCGCUUCGCGGAUCAAGGUAUCGCAUCAAUUGUAACAACUUGAAAAAUAUCGAAAAUGGCACCACCAUCAGCAUUGUUUACCGGAGAAACGUCUCCCGUCGACGGAGUUCAAUUGAAAUCAGCCUUCGACGUCAAAGUCGGAUCCUCGCAGGCAGCUACUCAAGGCAAGACGCUUGCUGACCUUGCUGAGAAAUGGGACCAAGGAUUUACGUUUGCUCCUAUUCGUGAAUCUCAAGUCUCGCGUGCCAUGACCCGCCGCUACUUCAAUGAUCUCGAUACAUAUGCAGAGUCUGAUAUCGUCAUUGUCGGUGCUGGAUCCUGUGGUCUCAGUACCGCCUACAUGCUAGGCAAGGCUCGUCCCGAUCUUAAGAUUGCCGUCAUUGAGGCUUCUGUAUCUCCAGGUGGAGGCGCAUGGUUGGGCGGACAACUCUUCAGCGCUAUGGUUAUGCGAAAGCCUGCUGAUGCCUUCUUGACUGAUCUUGGUGUUCCUUUUGAAGAUGAAGGAGACUUUGUUGUGGUCAAGCACGCUGCUUUAUUCACAUCAACUCUUUUAUCCAAGGUUCUUGCUUUCCCGAACAUCAAGCUUUUCAACGCGACCGCCGUUGAGGAUCUCAUCACACGUCAAACUCCCGACGGCAGCAUCAGAAUUGCAGGAGUGGUGACAAACUGGACACUUGUCACAAUGCACCAUGACGACCAGAGUUGCAUGGAUCCAAACACAAUCAACGCUCCUAUUGUCAUCUCUACCACUGGACAUGAUGGCCCAUUUGGCGCGUUCUGUGUCAAGCGUUUGGUUUCAAUGAAUCAGAUCGAGAAACUCGGUGGUAUGAGGGGGCUCGAUAUGAAUGUCGCUGAAGACGCUAUCGUCAAGAGAACUAGAGAAAUUGUUCCAGGUUUGAUUGUCGGUGGCAUGGAAUUGUCCGAGGUCGAUGGUGCAAACCGUAUGGGUCCCACCUUCGGUGCCAUGGCACUAUCUGGCGUGAAAGCCGCUGAGGAAGCUUUGAGGGUUUUCGAUGAACGUAAAGCACAAAAUGCCUACUAGGCGUAAGCACUGCGCUUGUCAAGGAGCAGCACGUGGCCCAGUCAAUACACGAAGACUGUCAAGGUACAUGAGAAGUAUACAAUAGCAAUACGAACAUGAUAUUUGCUUUGAACUCUUUGAAAUAUAUGUCAGAAAUGUGCUUGCAAUACAAUUCUUUGAGUUUCAGUUUCGAGGUCUCAGAGUUGUUUAUCGGAUAUUUAAUGUCUCGAAUAACCUCCGAACCGACACCAGGUUCUAGAUGAUGCCCAUCUUUUCUUCCUACCUGUUUACGCAGUAUAAUUCUCUGCCAUCUUCUUCCAUGGCUCUCUCAGUAUUUAUCUGUAAUCUUCAUUAUCAAAUGGGCUUAAAGAUUUGUGUUACUUCGGUUUCCGCUUCUUCAAAAUUUCUGCAAUAAACUUUCGGUCCCGAGAAUUAUGCUUGUUUUAGAUUUAGUCCACUAAUUCUCCUAGCCACAUACUAGGAUCUUAACCCAUUUCUCCCCUUUCACAUCCAAUCAUAAGAAUCGUCA